This is a messenger RNA of Lactuca sativa (garden lettuce), 2152 nucleotides long. Its product is annotated as calcium-dependent protein kinase 7. Gene Ontology annotation, molecular function: ATP binding; calcium ion binding; protein kinase activity. Lineage: Eukaryota; Viridiplantae; Streptophyta; Magnoliopsida; Asterales; Asteraceae. The record is from RefSeq and is a predicted model, not a curated record. Gene Ontology annotation, biological process: protein phosphorylation.
UAGGUGCAAUAGGUAGGAAACUGUCGGUAUUGACUCUCCUUUCUUUAUCAGGAAUGGGUGAAAAUUGAAAUGUUGAUACCCUGAAUUAUUCACAUUCACAUUCACACCCUUUUCUUCAACCCCUCCAAACCCCUUUCUUUCCAUAAAUCACACGUCUCACAUCUCCCAAGAAUCUGGACAUCAUCCAUUUCCUCUUUUUCUGAUAAAAAGAUUCACAGAUUUGUUUUACUGGAAAAAUCCAAACCAGGUCUCUAAGAUCAAGUUGAAGAAUCACAAGAUCUGUUCGAUUUAAAGCUCUGGUGAUAUGGGUAAUUGUUGUGCUACACCCUCCACUACCGAUUUCGAGAAGAAAAAAGGGAAAAAUAAACCGAACCCGUUUUCAUUAGACUAUGGUUCGUCUAAUCCAUCUGGAAAUGGCGGCUAUAAAACCACUGUGUUAGAAAACCCAACAGGAACUGAGAUUGAGAAAACAUAUGUUCUUGGUAAAGAGAUGGGUAGAGGCGAAUUUGGGAUUACUUAUAUGUGUACCGAUAAAUCCACUGGUGAAGUUUUCGCCUGUAAAUCGAUAUCAAAAAAGAAGCUUAGAACCAGAAUCGAUAUUGAAGAUGUGAAGAGAGAAGUCGAGAUUAUGAAGCAUAUGCCACCACACCCUAAUAUCGUGAGCUUAAAGGGUACUUACGAAGAUGAUAAUGCUGUUCAUUUGGUUAUGGAGUUAUGUGAGGGUGGCGAAUUGUUUGAUCGGAUUGUUGCCAGAGGACACUACACUGAGAGGGCAGCUGCGGGUGUGACAAAAACCAUUGUUGAGGUUAUUCAGAUGUGUCACAAGCAUGGUGUGAUGCAUCGUGAUCUUAAACCAGAGAACUUCUUGUUUGCAAACAAGAAAGAAACUGCAGCGUUGAAGGCUAUUGACUUUGGGUUAUCUGUUUUCUUUAAACCAGGGGAAAGAUUCAAUGAAAUUGUUGGUAGUCCAUAUUACAUGGCUCCUGAAGUCUUAAAGCGAAACUAUGGUCCUGAGGUGGAUGUGUGGAGUGCUGGUGUCAUCUUAUACAUAUUGCUUUGUGGGGUCCCACCUUUUUGGGCAGAAACUGAACAAGGUGUUGCACAGGCAAUCAUUAAAUCUGUUGUUGAUUUCAAGAGGGAUCCAUGGCCAAAGGUAUCUGAUACUGCAAAGGAUCUUGUCAAGAAGAUGCUCAAUCCUGACCCCAAGUUACGCCUUACAGCGCAAGAAGUUUUAGAUCAUCCGUGGAUACAGAAUGCCAAAAAGGCACCAAAUGUCUCAUUAGGUGAAACUGUUAAAGCAAGACUCAAACAAUUCUCAGUCAUGAACAAGCUAAAGAAGAGAGCUCUAAGAGUAAUUGCGGAGCAUUUAUCUGCAGAGGAAGUGGCAGGCAUAAAGCAAGGUUUUGAUUUAAUGGACACAAACAAACAAGGAAAGAUAAAUCUAGCUGAAUUGAAAGCUGGAUUGCAGAAACUUGGCCAUCAAAUCGCUGAUGCAGAUCUUCAAAUACUUAUGGAAGCGGGCGACGUUGACAAAGAUGGAUUCUUGAAUUAUGGUGAAUUUGUGGCGAUUUCGGUUCACUUAAGAAAGAUGGGCAAUGAUGAUCAUCUUAAAGAUGCUUUUGCAUUCUUUGAUAAAAACCAAAGUGGAUACAUAGAGGUUGAAGAGUUGAGGGAAGCCUUAGCUGAUGAAGAUGAAGCCAAUAAUGAAGAAGUCAUUUCCGCCAUCAUUCAUGAUGUUGACACUGAUAAGGAUGGAAAGAUUAGUUUUGAGGAAUUCACGGCGAUGAUGAAGGCGGGAACAGAUUGGAGAAAAGCAUCGCGACAGUACUCGAGAGAGAGAUACAAUAAUUUGAGUUUGAAAUUGUUCCAAGAUGCAUCACUGGAUUUAGGCAAUGAGGAAAGAUGACUAGAAAAUUAAUGAUGAUUUUGUUCAAAAGAAUCAAAGUUGUUGAAAUACAUUUAUUGAGAUUUUUUUUUUCUUUUUGUUUUGAGAAAGAUGUGGUUGUAAAUAUGGAUGUGUUUACUUACACAUAUCCCUUGAGGGCCAUCAUCCCUUCUUUUUCAUCUUUUUUUCUUAUAGCGAAUUGGAAUAUUGGAUCUUGUAAAGCAUUCUAUUCUAACUAAUAACAAGUCUUUAUUAUUAUUUUUCUAA